UUGCCCGUGGCAUAUUCCAGAGGAGACAUUGACUGCUUCAAGAUGAUUUACUUCGCCCUCAAGGCUCUUGUUCUGCCCGAGAGUGGUCCAGUGAAGUACGGAACGCAAUUCCUCAGUCAUUUCAUCAUGCAAUCCCGACAAUUUCCCAACAUGACCACAACUGUUAUUGAGCGCGGAGGUCAAAUAAUACAGACAACAUUGCUGUGCAUUGGUUCUCUAACACCACGAACACAAGUGGAGGUUUUUGCUGAUAUAUUUCUGUCUAUAAAUAAGAAAUAUCCCCAGGAAUUGAUUGUGUGGCUCAAAGUGCUCGCAACACCACAAUUCCCCACGGCUCACGUGUCGGACAGCGAGAAGAAUGCUUUUAUGAAUACCAUCAUAAGAGAAAAGGUAAAUAAGCGUAUCAUCCAAGGACAAGUUAGAGAAUUUUCCGCCAAAUGCCGUGGAAUUGUGGAGAAGAUUUAAAGUGUGUAAGAAGAAAAUUUGUGUUUUUUUUUUCAAAUGAGUGUAAAGACAGAAAAUAUGCUUAGUUAUUUUCAUUAUUCUUGUGAUAAAAAAAGUGAAAGAAAAAGAAUACCAUACAGUCUUUCAAUGUCAAAUUGUGAGAAAACAAAAUGAUUUGUAUAUAAGAAUUUAUUUUAAGGGAUGUAUUUAUCUUAAAUGUGUAAUUUUAUGCAAGAUGAUGAAUGCAGUGAGAAAAUAAAAAAAAUUGAUGUGACGAUUGCAAA
This is a messenger RNA of Phlebotomus papatasi, 728 nucleotides long. RefSeq names its product importin-13-like. The record is from RefSeq and is a predicted model, not a curated record. Gene Ontology annotation, biological process: protein import into nucleus. Gene Ontology annotation, cellular component: cytoplasm; nuclear membrane. Lineage: Eukaryota; Metazoa; Arthropoda; Insecta; Diptera; Psychodidae.